Pangasianodon hypophthalmus (striped catfish) is the source of this 1255-nucleotide messenger RNA. It is a transcript of the gene cdkn1a, whose product is annotated as cyclin-dependent kinase inhibitor 1A. The transcript has 3 exons. Bases 468 to 971 code for a protein of 167 amino acids. The record is from RefSeq and is a predicted model, not a curated record. Lineage: Eukaryota; Metazoa; Chordata; Actinopteri; Siluriformes; Pangasiidae. Gene Ontology annotation, biological process: regulation of mitotic cell cycle; signal transduction by p53 class mediator. Gene Ontology annotation, molecular function: cyclin-dependent protein serine/threonine kinase inhibitor activity. Gene Ontology annotation, cellular component: nucleus.
UUAGACAGCGUGUAUUAGACAGUGUGUAUUAGACAGUGUGUAUUAGACAGUGUGUGUUAGUGUGUAUUAGACAGCGUGUAUUAGACAGCGUGUAUUAGACUGUGUGUAUUAGACAGUGUGUAUUAGACAGCGUGUAUUAGACAGCGUGUAUUAGACAGCGUGUAUUAGACAGUGUGUGUUAGUGUGUAUUAGACAGUGUGUAUUAGACAGCGUGUAUUAGACUGUGUGUAUUAGACUGUGUGUAUUAGACAGCGUGUAUUAGACAGUGUGUAUUAGACAGUGUGUAUUAGACAGUGUGUAUUAGACAGUGUGUAUUAGACAGCGUGUAUUAGACAGUGUGUGCUGGUACACAGACGCGACACAGAAAACUUUACUGAACUUUAAACCGGACUGACAGUUUAUUUAGACGUGUCUUCAGAAACAAACUGCACAUUUCUCAACAUAAUAAAAUCAUUACUCAGUGUGUGAUGAUGUCACUGCCGGUGCGUGGACGUGUGUUGCGGGCAGUGUGUAGCGGUGGUGUUGGUGGUGUUGAGGGUGGUGUUGGUGGUGUUGGUGGUGGUGUUGGUGGUGCUGCUCGGCGGUGUUUGUUCGGUGCAGUGGAUCAUGAGGAGCUGCAGCGCGACUACAUGCUGCUGAUGAGGGCGGAGCUUGAAGGCGCUUCACGCCGCUGGAGCUUCGACUUCAUCACCAACAAACCACGGAUGGGCGGAGACUUCGAGUGGGUGGGGCUUCCUGAGGCUCGAGUUCCUUUUCUUUACCGUGAUUGCACAGUAGGAGCAGAGCCUCGACCAAAGGGGGCGGGGCCAGCAUCCGAUCUCGAGAAGGAGGACAUUCCUAAAACACCUGAGCGAUGCGACAGAAACACACACAGUGCAGAGAAACACACACUGAAGAGGAAGCAGACCAACAUCACAGACUUCUAUCAGGCCAAGAGGCGAGUCGUCACCACCAGGAAGUCAGGCCAGUGACCAGAGGACACACACACACACACACACACACACACACACACACACACACACACACUUCACACACACACACACACUACACGCAGGACUGUGUGAAGGAUUUCUGGAAAAAACACUCAGAUUUUUUUCCCACAGCAACAAAUAAUUAUUUAAUUGUGUUUUAUUUUAUUUUAUUAUUAUUUUAUUUUAUUGUGUUAUUUGUGUUGUUUUCGGUAAAAAUGUAAACGCUUCAUCAUUUAUUGUGCAAUUCCUGUUAACCUGGAUAUAAAGAUUAACGCUCAGCACUG